Messenger RNA from Conger conger (European conger), 7124 nucleotides. It is a transcript of the gene kank2, whose product is annotated as KN motif and ankyrin repeat domains 2. Gene Ontology annotation, molecular function: protein binding. The coding region runs from base 169 to 4734 and encodes 1521 amino acids. Gene Ontology annotation, cellular component: cytoplasm. The record is from RefSeq and is a predicted model, not a curated record. NCBI's taxonomy places the organism in Eukaryota, Metazoa, Chordata, Actinopteri, Anguilliformes, Congridae. Gene Ontology annotation, biological process: negative regulation of actin filament polymerization; negative regulation of G1/S transition of mitotic cell cycle; negative regulation of intracellular estrogen receptor signaling pathway. The transcript is spliced from 13 exons.
GAGCUGUUGGGCUUCGAAUGUUUGGAGGGACUGCAAAGGAAGAGCUGACGAAGAGGGAAGAGGAGAGAAGAGACAGAAAGGGGAAUGAGACUGAGGAAGAGAGAGAAAAGGGGAAGAGCGUGAGAAGGAGGUCAGUCUGUACAUGUGUGACAGGUUCCACUGGUCAACAUGGCUCAGGUGCUGCAUAUGGACCCCAGUUUCUCAGGAACGUCUAACCCUGCCCCCUCCCUGGGCAAGGCUGAUAUGCCGUACUCAGUGGAGACACCUUAUGGCUAUCGCCUGGACCUGGACUUCCUCAAGUACGUCAACGACAUCGAGAAGGGCAACACCAUCAAACGCGUGCCCAUCCAGCGGCGGCCCCGCUACGGCUCGCUGCCCCGCGGAGGCUACGGCUACACGGGCUCCUGGUGGACCUCCACCGAGUCCCUCUGCUCCAACGUCAGCAUGGACAGCCGCCACUCCUCCUACUCCUUCUGCGCGCCGGGCUACCAGGCCUCGCGGACAUCCGGCGCGGGCGGGGCCUUCAGCCUGAGUGCGGCUCGCGUGGAGAAGACCCUGCUGGACGCGCGCAGGCGGCUGGAGGAGGAGAAGGCCGGCCGGAGGCUCUCGGGCCUGGGGAGCGUGCGGAGCAGCGUGGCGGGCUCCACCACCUCCCUCUCGGGCUCCUCCCACACCCAGGGCGGGGGCCAGUACACCCCCGCCAGCUCGGGCCUGUCCACGCCCGUCUCCCCCACCCCCGCCCACCUCCAGCACGUGCGCGAGCAGAUGGCGCUGGCCCUGCGCAAGAUCCGCGAGCUGGAGGAGCAGGUGAAGACCAUCCCCGUGCUCCAGGUCAAGAUCUCCGUGCUGCAGGAGGAGAAGAGGCAGCUCAGCGUCCAGCUCAAGAGCCAGAAGUUCCUGGGUCACACCCUGGGCUUCGGGAGGAGCCGCGCCCAGGGCGAGCUCUACAUACACAUCCCCGAGGAAGAGGCUCCGCCGCCCGUCGCCCCCGACGCCUCCAGGCAGGCCUCGGCCGACGACGCGCUGCUGGCGGGCAGGGCGCGGCCCGGGAGGAGGGAGGUGCGCUCGGUGGGCGUGGGGACAGAGGAGCGGCCGGAGCAGGGCUCCCUGGCCCUGAGGAGCAGGGUGGGGCAGCUGGAGGAGCAGCUGAGGAGGACCCAGCAGGAGCUGCAGGAGGCGCAGAGGGAGCGGGCGAGUCGCCCCCCCCCGCAGGCCGACUACGCGCUCAGAGCCACCAGCCUGGGUUGGCCUGGCGGGGGCGUGGCCGCCACGGCGGGGCUGCAGACCGUGGUCAGCGUUACCCAGCAGCCUCGGCGGCGGGAGCAGAGGACUGUGGGAAUCCAGGUGUACACCCUGGAGCAGCCCACACUGGUGCGUGCGGAGAGGUGGUCGGGCGCACAGACAAGCCGCACCCCCCCAACGCAGGCAGGCCACACCCCUUCAGUGCAAACAGAGCACACCCCUCCUGCUCAGACAGGUCACACAGUGCCCAUACCAAAAGAACAUGCCCCACCCGUUGAGUCAGAACAAGCCCCACCCAUGAAGACAGGCCCCACUCCACUCAUAGAAACAGUCCCAACCCUACCCAUAAUGACAAGCCCCACCCCACCUACAGAGAAAAGCACCACCCCUCCUAUAGAAACAGCCCCCACCCUGCCCAUAGUGACAAGCUCGACUCCACCCAUAGACACAAGCCCCACUCAACCUAUAGAAAUAGUCCCCAUCCUGCCCUUAGUGGCAAGCCCCAACCCACCCACAGAAUCAGUCUCCAGCCCACCCAUAGAGACAAGCACGAUCCCUCCCAGAGAGACAGGCCCCACCCCAUCCAUAGAAACAGGCCCUACCCCACCCAUAGAAACAGCGCCCCUCCCACCCAUUGACACAGAACAUGUCUUAUCUGUAGAGACAGGUUCCACCCCAACCAUAGACAUAGGGAAUACCCCACCCAAAGAGCCAGACCACACCCUUUCCACACAACCAGACCAUGUCUCUGUCAUUGAGACGGAGCAUGCCCUGCCUGUAGAGACAGGUCUCACCAAACUCACUAAGACGGACCAUAUUACAUCCAUUGAAACAUGCUAUGUCCUUCACAUAGUGGGAGAACCUGCCCCACCCACAGUGAUAGGCCUCACCCCUCUCACAGAAACAGAUCACACCCCUUCCAUAGAGACAGUCCAAUCCUCUUCCAUAGAGACAGUCCAAUCCUCUUCCGUAGAGACAGUCCAAUCCACUUCCGUAGAGACAGUCCAAUCCUCUUCCAUAGAGACAGUCCAAUCCUCUUCCAUAGAGACAGUCCAAUCCUCUCCCAUAGAGACAGUCCAAUCCUCUCUCAUAGAGACAGUCCAAGCCUCUCUCAUAGAGACAGACCAAGCCUCUCCCAUAGAGACAGUCCAAGCCCCUCCCAUAGAGACAGUCCAAUCCUCUCCCAUAGAGACAGUCCAAGCCUCUCCCAUAGAGACAGUCCAAGCCCCUGCCAUAGAGACAGUGCAAGCCCCUCCCAUAGAGACAGUGCAAGCCCCUCCCAUAGAGACAGUCCAAGCCCCUCCCAUGGAGACAGUCCAAUCCUCUCCCAUAGAGACAGUCCUAGCCCCUCCCAUAGAGAGAGAACCCAUCCCACCUACAGAAACCACCUUCCCAGUCCAUCCACACAGCUUGGAAUGUAUGGGGCAUGAAACCCAUCACAGAGAAGACACACCUCCUCAGCUUCCAAUAGCUGUCUGCUCCAAGGAAAUUCGAGAGGUCCUUCUGAAGAGUGAGGUGUCCACAUCGAUGCCGGUCUCCCGUGCUACCAUAGCGGUGGAAACUAUCUGUAAUCAAAUGAUUCCGCUCUCUGAGAGGUUAAAGGAAGGAGAGGGAGCACUCCAACAGACAGACAUAGAAGCUGAUCAAUCGCAAGAAGAGGCAUCAAAGUCAGCCUCCACCCAGGCUGCGCCCAGAUCCAUCAUGAAGAAGAAGUCCGCCUCUCCCUCCACCAAGAAGAACCUGCAGUUCAUCGGGGUCAAUGGGGGAUAUGAGUCUACUUCCUCAGAGGACAGCAGCAGUGAGAGUUCUGAGGAGGAGAGUGAUGCCAGUGAAUACCAUGAGGCCACUGAGGGAAUCCCAAGACCUUCAGCUCAGCACCCACAUGAGGGCUCCUCUGCCCCCCCUGCUUCUGUCCCUCCUACAGAGAGAACCACAGAAACAUGCACCUCUGCCCAAUCACCGUCUAUAGACUCAGCCUCUCAGCAAGGCACCAGCCAAUCACCUUCCACAGAAUCAGCCCCCCAGCAAGGCACCGGCCAAUCACCAUCUAUAGACUCAGCCUCUCAGCAAGGCGGCAGCCAGUCAUCAUGCCUAGAACCUGUCCAUCAGCAAGAAUGUAGCCAAUCACCAUCUGCCGAGCCCGCCCCCGAGCAAGGCACCAGCCAAUUACCAUCCAUAGAAGCAACCCCCCAGCAAAGCAGCAGCCAAUCACCAUCCACAGCCCCCCAGCCAAGUACUACCAAAUUAUUGUCCAUAGAUUCUACCCUCCAAGAGCAUUCCAUCCAAUCAUCCACCAAAGACGCUGCCUCAGAACUGACUGCUACCCAGUCACCAGUCACAGAUCCUGCCUCUCAGCUGAGCACUGCCCAAUCACAUGCUAUAGACCAUGUCUCUCAAUCAUGCGUGACCCAAUCACUUUCCAUAGACCCUGCUUCUCAACCAUGCGUGACCCAAUCACCAGCUAGCGACUCUGUCACCCAAUCAAGUACAACCCAAUCACUAGGUGCAGAGUCUGCCCCUCAACCAACCACAGAUCCUACCUCUCAACCAAGCCCUGCCCAGGAACCACCCACGGAACCUGCCUGUCAAUCAAGCACUGCCCAGCCGUCCACAGUCCCCGCUGCCCAACAGGCAACCCAAGAAGAGGGACUGGGAGGCCCCAGCUCCGCCCAUUCUGUUUCUCAGGAAACCAGACUGGAGUUGAGCGGUAGCUUAACGGUCGCUCUUGCAGUCCUCCAGAAAGCCCUGAGUGAACCCAACGGCUUCGGCCAGCCGGAGGCGAGGGCAGCCUACACCACAGUUCUUCAGGAGUGGUUGCGCGUGUCCUGUCACAAGACUGCAGACACGGGCGUGGUCAAGGCCUACAUGGACGCCUUCGCCUCCGUCUCCCCGCAGCUGCUGGAGUUUAUAGUCAACAUGGCGGACGGGAACGGCAACACGGCCCUGCACUACACCGUGUCUCACUCCAACUUCCCCGUGGUCAAACUACUGCUGGACACAGGUGUCUGCAACACAGACAAGCAGAAUAAGGCGGGGUACACGGCCAUCAUGCUGACUGCGCUGGCUGCGUUCCACUCGGACAGUGACCUGCACACCGUGGUGCAGCUGCUACGUACCGGGGACGUCAACGCCAAGGCCAGCCAGGCGGGACAGACUGCUCUGAUGCUGGCGGUGAGCCACGGGCGAGCGGACAUGGUGAGGGCGCUGAUUUCCUGCGGGGCGAAAGUCAACAUUCAGGACGACGACGGCUCCACCGCGCUCAUGUGUGCCUGUGAACACGGACACGUGGACAUCGUCCGCCAACUCCUGUCCGUCCCCGGCUGUGACGCCACGCUAGCAGAUAAUGAUGGCAGUACAGCCCUGUCCAUCGCCCUCGAGGCCUCUCAAAAUGACAUUGCAGUGCUCCUCUACGCCCACCUCAACUUUGCCAAGCCACCCUCUCCUGUAUCUCCAAAGAGUCCUCAGCUGAGUUCCCCCAGUGAAGCAAAGUAACAAACAAGAACCAAACCUUGCAGCUUGUUUUACAAAGUAUGUGUGUUUGUGUGUGCGUGUACGUGUGUGUGUGUGUGUGUGUGUGUGUGUGCAUUGCAUUCAUGUGUGCAUGUGUGAAUACAUUUGUGUGUUAGUAUGAAUUUCCAUGUUGCUGCAUGUGUUCUCUUUUGUACAAUCGGUAGUUGUCUGUCGGUGUAUGGUGUUUCAGUUCGGAUCCAAAGGAGAAUAGGUAGCUGGGGGAAAAAAGCAUUUUAAAGUUUGGUGUGACAAAUUGUGGCACUAUUAAAAAACUUUUUUUCUCUCUUUUUUUUUUUUUUUAACAAACACACUUUCCCUACCCACAACCCCGAAAAAUUGAUUGAGGAACACUUUUUUAGAUUUACACCAUUAAGAUAGUUUGCUGUAUGCAUAGUUUCAGUCUCAGUCUCCUUUUAUAAAAAUGGGUAGAUGUUUGCUGUGACAGUAGAUGAGGGUGUACACACAUUGAGUUCACUUUGCGUUAACUGAGAAAUUGAUUCUGAAGUGUCUUUCAGGGUAAAUUCUGUUACUGUUCUUGGCAGGAGAGAUCACUUCUCUGUUAGGGCAGUCGGAGAAAUAUAUUCUUUGAGAAGAGGUGUUACUGUAGCUCACUUCUGCUGUCUUGUGAUCCCAAUCCUGAUUGCAAUCACAUCUUCUAUAAGAGGUUAUAGUCAAACUUAUAUACACUAAAUAUUACUUCAUUUAAUUUUACUACUUUAACACAUUACACUAUUCAUUUAUAAUUAUGAACAUUCUUUAUGGAAAACAGUACCUGUCCAAAAUAAAUAUAUGUGACUAAUGCGAGUAGACUUGACAGGGCUUAUAAAUGUGCUUUCCCUUAAUCAGAAGGUGUUUUGCUAUGUAAGUGGUAAUUUCAGCUGCUGUGGUUUUGUUCAGAGAGAUGUCAUGCUAUGUGCCUGAUAUUUCUAUUUUGAGAAGAAUCAUUCAGAGGACCCGUAAACAUGUCUAUAUUGGGCUGGAAACAAACAUGCUCUCUAAAUGCUCCUAUUAAGAGAAUCAUCUGCUCUCUAUCAGAAAGCUGCUGCCACUGAGGCCAGCGGUAUUAUGGUGCACAUGAGAUGGAAUUUGUGAUAAACGCACUGAAGGAACAGAACCUCUAACCCACCACACUAUAAAUCUCCACUUUUCCAUCAGCCAAAAUUUAUUACAGUAGGCAAUUGGAUAUGAAGAUAUGGUUGAAAGCUUGAAGUUACAGCAUCACACUAUGCAAUCAAAUAUUUUAUUGGCUAAUACUAUUGUCUAAAAUAAGGAUAAUCCCUGGUUUGGUUUUUAUGAUUUUUACUAGUUUUCAUUUUGUCCCUUACUAUUUACUAUUCAGGUCAACUUUGAGAGGAACUUUCUUUUGGUGAACUUUUGGUAAAGAUUGAUGUGACAAAUUGUGGCGCUAUUUAAAAACUUCCUUUUUUUCCCACAAACACAGUAUCUGCUCAAGACACUUUCCCCACCCCCCACCCCCAACCCCCAAGACUUUAGUUGCACUACAUUUAGAAUAGACCAUCAUGACUAACAAAGGCUGGGAAAUGCACAUUUUAAAUAGCUUUAAGAAUAUACAGUAAGAUUCUUUUUGAACAGAUCAUUCAGUCUAUUUAGGGUCUCAGGAGUGUCUAGCACCCCAAAGCUGUUUUUUUUUUCGGUUAUGAGUCACGUUAAGCUGUCCAAAGCACUAAAAACUCCCUGUGUGAAAACAAUUUGUACAAAUAGCUUACAAUAAUUUCCAUCUUUUCGUUCUUAUUCUGCAAUAACUUGCAUACUCCACAUUAUUAAUGUUUCUAGUUAAUCAGAUCAACCUUUGCAUUCAAUAAUUCAUAUUUGUGGUGCAUUAAGAAGGCACUUAUGCAUUAGAUAAUUGAAAUGAAGGGUAUUCUGACCUGAAGGUAGUCACUGUAUAGUUGGUGUAGAAAGUGUUCCGUGGGUGGUUUGGUGUUUGGUAUGUUAAGAAGUUGGAGAGGGAGAGGUUGAGGAUUAUGGGGAAUAUUAAUUAAUAGUUCAGUGCUAUAAAUGCAUACCAAAAUAAAUAUGCUAUAUUUCUGAAGGUACAUGUUGACAAAAAAAAUGAAUAAUAUGAAAUGUUGAAUUCAAGCGUAAAAAGCAAUACAGUAUAUUUUCAAACAAAAAAGAAAUCUGAAGAAAAAAUAGUUUAAACAAACUUUUCCUAUCAACAGUUGUAAUAUCUUAUAUAUUUUAUAACCUUUUGUAUUUGUUUUGACUAUAUAUCUUUAUAUUUGUAAAAUCUGUACACAAACCAUAUCUAUUGGCUCAUUUGCCUGUUUGAAUUAUAUUUAGCAGGCCACAAAGUAUUCACUUUGUUUCUCUGUCAUUUUGAAUAAAUAAAUUCAAGGAAAAACAAACAA